Messenger RNA from Engraulis encrasicolus (European anchovy), 1364 nucleotides. RefSeq names its product dolichol-phosphate mannosyltransferase subunit 3-like. The record is from RefSeq and is a predicted model, not a curated record. Gene Ontology annotation, biological process: GPI anchor biosynthetic process. NCBI's taxonomy places the organism in Eukaryota, Metazoa, Chordata, Actinopteri, Clupeiformes, Engraulidae. The transcript is spliced from 2 exons. Gene Ontology annotation, cellular component: endoplasmic reticulum membrane; dolichol-phosphate-mannose synthase complex. The coding region runs from base 107 to 385 and encodes 92 amino acids.
GCGACAUAACCAGAAGUGGUGAGCUGGCUUUAUCGAGUAGUUUCACGGUCUGCAUCCCUUUCCUCCUCACUCGCUCACUCGCUCGCUCGCUCGCUUGACCUCCACGAUGACCAAGCUGCUGCAGUGGCUGCUGGGCGUCUCCCUCAUCUGUGCGGCCUGGGGCCUGGUGACCUUUGACCUGCUGGACCUGCGGCUGCCGCCCGUGUACCGCGAGGUGGCCUGGCCCAUGCCCGUCUACCUGCUGGUGGUGUUCGGCUGCUACUCGCUGGCCACGGUGGGCUACCGUGUGGCCACCUUCAACGACUGCGAGGCGGCCGCCAAGGAGCUGCAGGCCCAGAUCAAGGAGGCCAAGGAGGACCUGAAGAGGAGAGGACUGAAGAUGUGAGUUGGGGAGGAGAAGAGGAGAGGAGGAGAAAGGAAUGGACUCUACUGUGAGACUUAACUGCACCGCAUUGUAUUGCAUACACACGCACACAUUGGAAUACGCUUACUGAUACUGAUACUUACAGAAUACUGAAUACUGAUAACACACACACACACACACACACUCUCACACGCACAUGCACACAUACAUACAUACAUACAUACAUACAUACAUACAUACACACACACGCGCAGGGCCACUGACAGCAUUGGCAGGGCCCAGGACAAGGUCAUCUGAAAGGGCCCCAAACCCAGUACAUGCAAUGUAAUGAGGACCCAAUUCUGGGCCCCCUAUCUUCCUGGGGCUGAGACAAGUGACCCCUUUGUCCCCCCUUAUCGGCUUCCCUGCACGCACGCGCACGCACACACACACACACACACACACACACACACACACACACACACACUCUGAUAAACACACUCUCAUUCACACAUACUCAUAUAACCACACACACAUACUAUACACACGCAAUCAUGAACAUACUGUACUUCCCUAACCACAGCGCAUACACAUUUCUUCAAACACAAUCUGCGUUUAAUAAAGGCACACAUAGAGACACCACAUGCAUUCAUGGAUUGAAGAGACAGCAUCUUUGCCAGUGUCAUUUUCACUAAAAGAAGAAAAAAAAACACCCAAAAAACUCUUGUAUGGCCUGGCACGACAAUAGAGAAUCACCAAUGCUUCUGGAACGAGAGACUUGUUAUUAUUCCUGAUAAGGAGACAGACCCCGUCCACUGGCGUCAGGGAUGAAUAUGCGGAGGCCACCCUGAUACAGCAGGAAGGAACACUGGGCUGGGGGGCUGUGUAUGGGGGGAGUGGGGGCAUAUUAAUCCCUAGACGUUCCCACUGAUGUGAUGACAUGAGGGGAACAUUAUCUGAUCAGAGGAACAGCACCCCGUCAGCCGUGUGCAUUCUUAUGUCAUGACCAGGGAACCCCCCC